AUGGGCGCAUCGUCCGGCGGCGCAUCGCCCGUGCUGCUCGCACGCAUAAACGAGAAGAAGCAAGAGCUGGCGAACCUCAAGGAGCUGCAGGCUCUCAGUGCUGGCCUAGCCGAUCAGAUGGAGGUGCUGGAAAAGAAGCUGUCGACACUCUCAGACGGCACCGAAGCUGUCGCUGCUGUCCUGUCGAAUUGGCACAACGUUUUGCGCGCCAUCAACAUGGCCUCAAUGAAAAUCCCCAACCCUAAGGACGCCGCAGACCAAGAGACCACAGAGGAAGACAAGGAAGAAGUUCCCCUUCCGCAGACUCUCGUCCGAAUUCCGACCCAACACGCGGCACCGCUGCUUCAGCAGGCCAGCUCUGCCAACGCCGCCGAAUGA
Molecule: messenger RNA, 378 nt
Organism: Lasiodiplodia theobromae
Lineage: Eukaryota; Fungi; Ascomycota; Dothideomycetes; Botryosphaeriales; Botryosphaeriaceae
Product: DNA replication complex GINS
Exons: 3
Coding region: 1-378 (125 amino acids)
Biological process (GO): mitotic cell cycle; attachment of spindle microtubules to kinetochore
Cellular component (GO): mitotic spindle midzone; mitotic spindle; mitotic spindle pole body
Source: RefSeq, a predicted model, not a curated record